Rotaria sp. Silwood1 is the source of this 1761-nucleotide messenger RNA. The record is from the annotation of a GenBank genome assembly. NCBI's taxonomy places the organism in Eukaryota, Metazoa, Rotifera, Eurotatoria, Philodinida, Philodinidae.
AUGUAUAUACAAUUACUGAAAGAAGUACUUCUUCAAAUGGAAGUUGAUGAUAAAGCAAAGAAAGAAUUAUUUCAAUUUUGUCGUAAAACGAAUAUAGGCAUAUUAGGAAGAAUGAAUAUCAUCGGUGAAUUUGAAAGAUAUUAUCAUAUGCAUACACCCAUGUGGUGGUACACUAGAGAAUCUUUUAUUCAUGACAUGAUUAAUCGAGUAUUACGAUUACAAGAUAUUGAUGCUAUUAUUCAAACGAGAUUCUUUAUACAAGAUCUUCAUCAACAAAUCGAACGAUUGUACGAACCACCAUCUAAAAAAUUGACACUUUAUCGAGGUCAAGGACUAUCGUACGGAGAUUUUCAGCAGCUGCGUCAGUUGAAAGGUGGUCUUUAUUCGUUUCAUUAUUUUCUAUCGACAACUAUGGAUCGGGAUACAGCUCUUACGUUUGCUCAAAGCGCUCGACAGGAUUCUCGCUUGAUUGGUAUUAUCUAUCAUAUAAAUAUUGAUCCUGUCUCUCUCAAGUCCGCUUUAUUCGCUUCAUUGGAUAAUGAGAGUUAUUACAAAGUGGAAAACGAGUUUUUAUUUACUAUGUAUACGAUAUUUCGAGUCGGAGAAAUAAUACAACUUGAACCAGAAUUGUGGCAAGUGGAACUUUCACUAACAAGUGAUAACGAUAAGGAUUUAAAGAAACUUACUGAAGAUAUUCGACAAGCAACACAAGGAUCAACAGGAUGGAGUCGACUUGGUAAAAUGUUGCUGACAAUGGGGAAGUUCGAUAAAGCUGAGAAAGUUCUCCAAAUACUUAUCAACAAAUCAUCUGAAGAUGAUUUAGAAGAACUUGGUCAUCUUUAUCAUCUAAUGGGUUUAGUUAAAGAAAAUAAAAAGGAAUACGACCAAGCAAUGGUGUUCUAUGAAAAGGUACUCAACAUCUAUCGAUCAUUACCCGACUCGAAUUAUUUACAUUUGACUAAACUUUACAAUGACAUUGGUUCAGUAUAUCUAUUUAAAAAAGAAUAUUCCAAAGCACUAGAAUAUUAUGAAAUGGCACUGGCCAUACAAGAAAAAUCUAAUCCUUUAAAUUAUUCGGAUUUAGUAAUUACAUAUGGCAAUUUGGCAGAAAUUUAUAAACACUUACGUGAUUAUUCUCAAUCUUUACGAUUCUAUCAAAAGGAGUUAGAUAUUUAUAAAAAAUCUACUCCUGUCAAUUAUUUAAAAUUGGCUACCAGCUACGAAAAUAUUGCUGAGAUUCAUUACCAUAUGAAAGAAUAUUCCGAAGCAUUACAAUUAUUUCGAAAGGUGUUGAAAAUUCGAGAAGAUCAUUUGCGUCGAAAUAAUACAAAAAUAGUUAUUAGUCAUAAAAAUCUUGGCAAAGUACUUGACAAAUUGGGAUAUUAUCUAGAAGCAAUCGAACAUUAUCAAUAUGCACGUUAUAUCUUGGCAAAAUCUGCUCCGGUGAAUUUUUCAGAAUUGACCAUGAUUUGUUAUAAAAUGGCUGAGAUCUAUAAGAAAAUAGGGAACAAGCUAAAAACACUCGAGAUAUAUCAAGAGACGUUAAUAAACUUGGAUAGAUCAUCACAUCGAAAAAAAGCAAUUUCAGCGACUAUACACGACAAUAUUGGUCAAGUUUAUGAAAGUAUAGGUGAAUACGGAAAAGCAAUCAUGUCUUAUAGACAAGCUAUUCAGAUUGAACAACUAUUAUCGGCUCAAAAUGAUUUUCAACUUCAAUUAUAUAAAAAACAUCUUGCUCAAGCUCGAAGAAAAAUUAAAUAA